This is a messenger RNA of Chiloscyllium plagiosum (whitespotted bambooshark), 1235 nucleotides long. The record is from RefSeq and is a predicted model, not a curated record. Lineage: Eukaryota; Metazoa; Chordata; Chondrichthyes; Orectolobiformes; Hemiscylliidae.
CAGACUUAGAUUAUGGCUUUUUCUUUCACUGUCCACAACUAUGAACUCAUAUGUACUCCUUCGAUCUAAAGCUUACGUUUACCAAUGGAAUUUAGCAAAGUAUUGCAGCUUUUCAAGGCUUUACAUAGAACAAGAAAAGAAGUGUUUAAAGGUGAUGAUGCUGCCCUAGAAGCUGCAAGACAGAAUAUUAAUGCUGAAUUCCGGAACAAUCUUACUGAGUCGUCUCCAGAGAAAAUAGUUGAGUUACUUAAAUUUGGUACAGAUGUUGAAAUUAUUCUUCGAAAAACUGUAAUACAGGGGCUUCACAAAGACCAUGAUAGAAUAUCUAUUAGACCCAGAAAAGAGAUUCUUCUGGAUAACAUACCUGUCAAUCAUAAUCCCACAACGAAAGAUACAUAAUAUUUCCAUGGAAAACCAUCUUGGGCAAUUAGCCUCUGUUCUAUCUAUAUAAGAUGUCCAUUGGAAUUUGGAUACAAACACAUCACUAUCCACCUGGGUGGCAACAUAGGGAUCGAUGUACAUGGACUCCAAGAUACCUCUGCACGUGAUCCAUCUAAUGAGAAAACAUGUGAAGUGAAGCCAGUUAUCAAAUUUUCAUUCCCUCCAUGCCAUAUAUUUAUUACCACUCUUACAUGUGGGAGUGAAGAAACCCAUGCGUAGUGGGUCUGUGGUGUUAUAAUUUUGUGACUCUCCACUACGUUACCCCCAAGGUGAAGUGUUCUUUCUCUGAGGACGUUUUGGCUUUGCCAUCUCUCAAUGGCAUCAGAGUUGUCUCUGCUGCAACACCGGAGGGAUGUCCAAAUUGUAGAAUCACAACACUCAUCGAGUGCCUCAUAAUAAUGACAGAAGGGAUUUGAAUCUCAUGGCAUAAUGAGUUCUCUGUUUCUAUUACAGGACAACAGAGGAGCAGUUCAUCUGCUUUUAAGUGCAUCCAGAAUUAUACUAGAUUUUUAACAAAAAGGUGACGAUGUACAGGAUAUCCUCUGGGUGUAUCCCAGUCAGGCCUGCAUAACCAUUUCCAUCAAUCCCAUUGAAUGGCCAAGGCAGUAUUUCCUCCUUCUGUUUUCCAUGUGUUCUGUAUAUCUAAUGAAUUUACUUUCAUUCAUUUUAUUGUUAGGUGUCGAUAGUUUUAUUUGAAAAUUUUGAAAAGUAAGGGCAAGAUGAUGUGACUGGUGCACCUAUGAUCUGUGUGAUGAACUAUUUGUUUUAUGUAAAAUAAAGUGAUCCUAAAUGUG